AUGGCCGCCACCGAUGGCCAAAUCAUUCUGGCCGCCUCCCGCUUCGGCGACUCCACGCCCGUCUACCUGCGCGACUUCUCCAAACAGCCCCUGCCGGCGGUGGCCAAGAUCCUCAAGGGCCAGCACCAGGCCCUCGGGGUGCCCACCUUGUCGGCGCCCUCGCUCCAGAGCACCGCCCUGUUCCUGAGCGCCGGCAAGAAGUACCAGAUCCUGGCCCAGCCGAUCAAGAUCAAGGAGGGUCGCAAGCCCACCAACGUGGGCGCCAAGGUGCUCAUCCCAGAAACCUACGGCGGCUACUUCGAGCUACUCAGCGAAGAUGGCCGCUCCACGCGAUGCAUCGACUCGGUGCUGGAGCUGUCCAGGCGCCGCAACGCCCGGGUCCUGGUGCGCGAGACGUUCCGUUGCCAGCAAAUGAACCGCACCAUCCAUGCCGGCGAACUUCUCACCACGAUGAACGACAACGGGAAGUACCUGCAGUGCCGGAACAUCAAGGACGAGAUCAUCAAUCUGCCACUCGAUACCAAAGCCAAGUUCUCGCCGAUCGCCCGGGAGGACAGCAUCAGCGGUGUGCACACCGUCAAGAAUCUGCUGCUCAAGCGGAUGCCAGUCAUUGUGAGACUUGUCCAUGGGAGUGCGCCCAAGGGCCUCAAGCAGCCAUUUGUCCCAGAGCUCCGGCUGCUGGGGUGCGUCGAGAUCGACAGGAUCUUCGCCCUGCCCCUGCAGAAGGACACGGACCUGGUGCCGGUGCCGCUGAACGCGAAGAUCAAGCUGCAGCGGGCCAAGAACAUGGAGCAGCUGGAGCACUUUAUCGAGUACACGCGCUUCCUGGACAAGGCCCAGCGCCUGCUGGCGGACGCACGCGAUCGGCUCCAGAUCGUGGAUCUCAAGCUGAGCGAGAAGGAGAAGAAGGACUCCAAGUUCAGCAGUCGGAAUGGCAGGCUGCCGGUGGUGAUGCUGCCGUCGGCGGCGGGCGUGGCCAGCGGGCUGGCGGAGAGCGGGUAUGUCCUGCGGAAGAGUGCCAGCUGCGACUCGUGGUCCAAGCAACAGAUCCUGAGCAGCAGCGAAAUACCCGAGGAGUAUAACGAGAUCGAUCACAUAUACGACUAUGUGCGGGGCCUGACGCCGCUCUCGAAGGGACUGGCGCGCUUCGAGCCCAUCUGCGAGUCGCCCACGCUCCGCUCCCAUCACACGGACAGCGGCAGCGGCAACUACUGCAGCCUCAUCCGUGCCCCAGUACACCAGCAGGGCACCACCUCGGGCAACAACAACAACAACUACAGCAGCCUGGAGUCCAACAAGCACAGCAGCAGCAACGGUGGCAACCAUCACACCACCCAGCCACAGCAGCAACAGCAGCCGCAGCAACACCAUCACCACCACCACCUGGUGAACCACUACCAUCAUGGCCAUAUUCAGGAGGACAUCAAGCCGGUGCCGCCUCCGAUCGAGACCAUUCCCGGCAAGAAGCCGGCGGAGAAGCGCCAGCGUCCCACUCUACCAAAGCUUUACAUCAAGAAUGCCCACAGUGCUGGGAGCAGCAGCAACGGCAACUCCACGGGCACCACCCACAGCAACAGUCACAGUCACAGUCAAAGCCACAGUCACAGUCACAGUCACAGUCAGAGUCACAGUCACAGCUAUAGUCACAGUCAUGUCCACAGUCACAACCAGCAGCAGCAGCAACAACAGCAGCCGCCCACUCCGAACGGGAACACGGCUAACGCGGUGGCCAAUGCAGCAGCUGCCGCAGUGGCAGCGGCCCACUCCCACGCCCAUGGGCACUCCCAUCACGGCUCGCAUCCGCAUCCCCAUCAGCACUCGCAUCCGCAUCCCCUACCACAUCCGCAUCACGGCAAGGUGCUCACUCCGAACAACCAUCUGCCGGCCAAGGAGGCUCUGGAGCCGCAGUCGCCACUGUUUCACAUUAGAUACAAGAGCCUCAGCAGCCUGCAACUGACGCCGGACAACAACAACUGCGCCGCCGUGACGCCGCCGACGAUCUCAGCCCACGGCAAGUCAUCCGUAGCGGGUGGUGGGAGUGGCGCAGGUGGAGGGGGAGCUGCGCCGGGCACCCCGGGCACACCGCCCGAUGUGGUGCUCAAGUGCGGCAGCAUCCUCAACGUGCACGGCUACCUGUCCAGCCCGCAUCCCCUGCCCAUGCCCCUGUCCCACAGCCGGAGCUCCAGCAGCAACAACCACCACAAUCCGCGCGAGGGCACCCUGGACUCGUCGCGGAGCGGCGGCCGGACAUCCGGCGACUCGAACAAGCUGCCGGAGAAGAAGACCCGCCGCCUGUCCCGGCCCCGGAGCCUGUCCAACUUGGUCUGGGACCUGCGGCCGUCGAAGGAGAAGUCGAAGAAGAAGCUCUACAUCCAUCACUUCGACCAGCGGCAGCAGGCGACGCUGUAUCUGUAGGAUGCGCUGUAUCUCGAGGAUGACGAUGACUACGAAGAUGAUGAUGAUGAUGAUGACGAGGAAGUAGCAGCACGACGAUGAUGAUGAUAAUGAUGAUGAUGAUGAUGAUUCGUUGCCAACUCGUUUCUAGCUGCCAUCGACCCCCACAACAACAACAAACAGAACAACAACAACACAAAAAUAAACAAAAACAACAUGAAGCAGAAGAAGAAGAGCAACAGAAACAUAACUACGAAACAAUAACAAAAACAUUUGGCACGCUGUGUGUGUUCCUGCAGCUUUCACCAUUUAGCUUGCAGCAGCAAUUUUAAUUAACAUUGAAUUGUGCCUUUCCCUGCUAUGCCCAGAACUAUAUGCUUUGCAUCCCAAACAAAAUAAAAAUCUCAACAAAUCGAACAAGCCGAACAACUAAUUCCACUGAAAUAUUCGACGGGAAUAUUUUUACUGGAUGAGUGGAUGACGGAUGGAUGGAUUGAAGGAGGAGCUAUCGAAAUAAUGGAAUGCUGCCACACACACAGCAGUAGAGAAACUCAAACCCACAGGACACAUGCUACAUGCCACAUACCACACACCCCAAACACCCCAAACACCAACACACACACACAUCAAGUCUAUAAAAUUGUGAUUUUAAUUUUAUGUUUAAUUUAAAUAAUUAUUGCAAAUCAUUUUCUAUGUAGAUGAAAAGCCAUUCAUGCUGUUCAGUCAAAUACGAAAUACGAAUUACGAGAAAUUUCACGUUAAAAUGUUAAAAAUGUCAGAGAAAAUUAGUUGUCCAUUGAAGAGAGAUAUGAUAAUUGAGAUACUUAAGAUAUGAAUAUAGAGUAUCCGUACUGUAUGUAAACAGGAUAGCGAAAUCGAAAGGAGAACUUGUAACUAAGUGUAAGCAAUAUUAUCAAUCAAUCAAUCAACCAACCAAGUAUAUCAAUCGUUUAGAGAACGUUAUGCAACGCAGCUCGCACAUUAUGCAGCACCAGCAACUAAAUCUAGCUAAAAUGAAUUUAUAAAUUAAUGCAAUGAAUUUCCUCCUCAUAAUUUAAAUGUUGUGCAAAAUGUUGAUUGAUCCAUAAUCGAAGUAAUUAGUAAUUAGUUUGCUCAGAGCAAAAUACUCCUCUGAAUCCCCCUACAAUCCCCCUACAAGCUUAUCCCCACAAUUUGCUCGCAAUUGCAUUGUCUUAGUCGUUUAGCCUGUACAUUUUAGUUGUAUUGUAUCCAGCUUACAUAGCCUAUAAAUAGCGAGUAUAUAUGCGUACAUGAUUUAACUAUAUACUGAUAUAUAUGUAACUUGUAUUUGUGUCUAAAUAAAUGUCUCAGAUAAAUAAAUGUAUAUGCAAAACA
Messenger RNA from Drosophila ananassae, 3750 nucleotides. RefSeq lists its product as uncharacterized. The record is from RefSeq and is a predicted model, not a curated record. Bases 1 to 2415 code for a protein of 804 amino acids. NCBI's taxonomy places the organism in Eukaryota, Metazoa, Arthropoda, Insecta, Diptera, Drosophilidae. The transcript is spliced from 4 exons.